This is a messenger RNA of Aplysia californica (California sea hare), 6060 nucleotides long. Its product is annotated as neuroblastoma-amplified sequence. Lineage: Eukaryota; Metazoa; Mollusca; Gastropoda; Aplysiida; Aplysiidae. Gene Ontology annotation, biological process: retrograde vesicle-mediated transport, Golgi to endoplasmic reticulum. Gene Ontology annotation, molecular function: SNARE binding. Gene Ontology annotation, cellular component: Dsl1/NZR complex; endoplasmic reticulum membrane. The record is from RefSeq and is a predicted model, not a curated record.
AUGUCCAUCAUUUGGUUCAGGUCUCAGAGGGACGGCUUGGAGAACCUGUAUGGCAAAGGUUCCAUCCCCCAGGAGCCCUACCCCCAGUGGCGUUGUGUGGUGUGGGUGGACGAUGAGACCAUGGUGGCUUGCAGCCGCAGCUCGGGGGCCGUGGACGUGUUUGACAUCGUGGGCUCGCUGCUUUUUACCAUACCCGGGACGUCGGGUGAGACGGCUACACCAGAUCUCAGCGACGCUGUGGCUGCUCUUAUCUUCACUGACUUCUCCCCGCCUGACGACAAAUGGUCCCAAGAGCUGCUGAUCAUCAACCACCACGGCUCAAUGUCCAGUUACUUUGUGGACCGUGACAACGGCUUUCUGUUGCGCUACACGUUUGCCUUGGCCAGCCAGUACCCUCGUGGCAUCAGCUCCGUGUCCUACUGCCCCAGACACAAGAUUCUGUUGGUGGGGGGGUCGGGGGUGGCGGAGGAGAGCUCGGAGACGGCGGGGGCCAGAGGGGAGGGGAUCACGGCAUGGAGACUGCUCUCUGACACACCCUUCUGUAAGCUCAUCACCGACUACGAGGAGGAGAAGGAGAAGGCCAAGACUAAGACGUCGUUUCUCUCUCUGAUGAGGGUCACCAGCAUUUUCCAGAGACGUCACGCUCAAGUGGACGGCAUCUACAGGCUGUGCCUGUCCCCGUGCGGGACGACCUUGGUGGCCGUCCACUUCUCUGGGAAACUUUCCCUGUGGCAGGUCCCGUCUCUGCGUCUGGUCCGCGAGUUUUUGCUGGAGGAUCAGCCAGAUUGGGAUGAAAUCAGCCCAGAUUUUAUUGGAAAUCCAUCAAAGUCAAAGAGAAUGAAAGAUCUUGUCCCGCAUAAACAGCUGAUUGAUGUGAACUUCUGGUCUGAGACGCUGCUGAUCCUGGCGCGCUGUACCGGUGCUGUGAGUGUCGUGUCGCCCGAGGAGCUGCGGAACCGCCUGGGCAAGUCACCCGAAUGGUUCGAACCCUCACCUCAAGUCACGCAGGCGCAGAAUGGGGGAUUUCUGGGACUGGAAUGUGAGGUGCGUUUCCCCAAGAAGAGAAUCGGUCUGCUGACAGAGGGGGAGGAGGAGGAGGAGGAGGACAGCGAAGACGAAGACGUGUCCCUGGUGGCCCAAGGCACCCUCAUGACCAAGCAGGUCCUCUUCUACCUCACUGACAGCGAGAGGUUCCAGCCUCCCAAGAAAAAACCCAGAGCAAGAUCAGCAAGAGGGCGUGGGUUCUCCACGAGUGUCUGGAGAGAGUUCCGGAGAACAUUGACGCCAUGAAGGAGUUGAUGGAGUACGGCUUGCGAGGGACGGACCUGCCUGCGCUCAUCGCCGUGGGAAACGGAGAAGACGGAGGGAGUUUGAACCUGGAGCAGAAGGAACUGUGUCGUGCUAGGCUCAAGUUCUUACAGUACCUGGACAGGCUGAGGACUUAUGAGUGCAUACUAGGUGGCGAGGUGGCGGCUGCCGACAGAUACAACGCCAGUUUUUACGCCGCCUUCAGGUCCCGGAGCAUUUACGAAAUUGUUGCCGAGUAUGCUCAGGACAACGACUGGCGGGCAGUGGAGACCUUGAUGACCUUUCACAGCGCGGACCUGGCCCCUCACAGGAAAGCUGUUGAUCUGGGCAGUGAGGAUGAGGCGGCUUUUCUGUACACAGACUUUGACGGCAAAUACAGGACGGAGAAUCUGACGACAUCUGUGGUGCAGGAGUGGUAUCUGGAGAGAGCCGUGGAGAUAGAGAGAAGGUCGCGUCUGGUGGACUUGGCUAUUGAGCUGGUCAAGCAAUCUGAGCGAGCUAUUGGACGAGCUGAUCACCAUGGAGAUGAUGGUCUACGACUGUGGGGUGGACGGCUCGCUCACGUUUGCUCGGCUCAAGGAAAUGGCCGACUAUGACAGGCUGGAGCUCUUCAUGUCACAGUCGAGUGAGGAGAUGUGUGCCAAGAACCUGCGGCGCUGGACCGUCCCUUACCUUCUCCGCUGCGAGCAGAGAGAGCCCGGGGCCUACGACCGGCUGCUCCGAGAUUUUAUCCUGACUCGAGCAAGGAAUGACCUCUCCAGUGUUCUGAAGAUAUUUGAGGAGUCCAAGGCCUCCGUGUCGGCGCCAGUGAUCCGCACGGCCACAGAGCUCAUGUCUCUGGUGCUGGACACUUUGUACUCGUGUGAGAGAGAUGAUCAGCUGCACGUGGCCACAGAGAUCUUCAAAUGUCUACCGGCCCACCACUCAGAUGGGAGUUCCGAGUCUCCUGAGAGCCUGAGACUGCACAAGCAAGCUGACCAGUUGGAGUAUCACCUCAGCGCUGCGAAAAUUUUUGAAGAAAACAACAUGAAGAUGACCCUUGCCUACAUCAAAUCUGCUGAGAAUGAUCCAGAGGAAUCUCGGAGUCUGAUGGUCAAGUUGACGCGACUAGCGGGGAAAAGGUCUCUGCCACUCACGGAGAUGGAGUGGCACAAACUUCACGACAGCGUCAUGCUGCUGCAGAACAAGGUGUUCCGAUGUGUCUCGCGCAACGUGUGUCAUGAGGCACCAUGCUGGAGAGAAGCUGUACAGAGACCAAGGCCAGCCGCAGCCAGCGAGGGACCAGCCUGGACAAAGUCACCUACUCCCGGGCCGUCGAGCUGACCUUGUCGGCCGCCAGGGAGUACUUCGACUCCUCCGCUAACCUCAACGACCCCUGCAUGGACCUGGCCAGGUCUUGUCUGAACCUGAUCCUGGACGCCCCUCAGCCGAUACAAGCGGAGCUCGACCUGAUUGCCUCUUUGGCCUUGCUGGAAGAGUUUGGCGUGGCCAUCUUGCCUCUACAGGUGCGUUUGAGCACCAAUCGUUUGGAACUGGUGAAAAAGGCUGUCAGUUCAAAACCCACCAGCUAUAAGCAGACUCAGAGGUGGACUAUGAGUUUGCCUACCAGUGCUGUGAGCGACUCAUUAACCUGUGCCAUAGCCCGGCCUGGAGUGUGUGUGUCAAGCUGGCUGAGCUGGAGGGCUUCCGGAACAUCGACGCUAAAUCCUGUAUGAACAAGUCAACAGAGCCGUGAACGACACGAGAGAGGGCAGCUCCGAGUACUCCGAGUCGCGAGAGAGCCCGUUCUCGGCCCGAGCAGCCAUCCAGCAGACCCAGGAGAUCCUCUCGUCCACCCGGCGCACCACGUCUGCCGUGCUGUCCACUGUGACGGACGGCCGCUGGUGGCAGAGCGCGGUCACUUCGCUUAAGCAGCCGGCGCGCAGGACCAGGGGCCGGGCCGGGGGGCUCUCGGACAAAGACGAUGGAAACCUGGCAUUUAGGAAGCAGGGCUGUCAUCCAUUCUAUGCCAGCAUCAUUGAGGACUGCUACGAGGAUGUGCGAUCUGCGGACUACAGCUGUGUGUGGGAGGAUGUGGAAGGAGAGGGAGGUGUUGGAGUGGGGGAGGAUGCUCUCAGCUCAAACAUUCUCCGCACGGCAAAGCUUGAAGAGAUGCUGACCCAGGGGGCGACUCGGCAGUCAGCCGCUGAAGGCUGUCCAUAGACGCGCUACAGACGCGCGUGAACAAGCUGGACAUUCUGAGCACCCUCAGGGAGCAGAGGUCAGAGUUCACCGAGCGCAUGAUGAGCCGAGUGUACCCGACCUUGGCGGGCGAUGACCUCCGGAGCCUGGCCUACUUCUUUGGCCUGCUGGACGGCGUCCAAGAGACGCUGCUGUGUGGCCUCGCAGCCUCGGAGCACGCGACCCUCGUCAAGAAGCUCAAGUCUGUCUGUCCGGCCAUCGACUACAAGCGCCUGAUGGACGCGGACACGCCCCCUGUAGACGUCUUACAGCCCUGUCUCACCGCGGCCAACAUCAACAGCUUGGCUAAACUAGCUUCACAAAUACCGGACAAGCGUGGCGGUGUCCUUCACCCCAGCUCCCUGUACAGCAAGUGGGCCGGCCGGGUGUUCUGGGCCGACGCAGACGGGAAACCUCUGCCCGAUACCAUGGCUGCCUGGGUCCACCGAUAUGAAGCUAUCGGGGAGUGGAUACAAAAACUUCGACCAGAAGAUCUGGUCAGUUUGAUUGACAGCCUGGUGUUUACAGUACAGGGCAGGAAAACGCUGGACGUCCCGACGCGAGACGAGAUCACAAAACGGGCGCUCAAGUUCUCCCGUCAGUCUGGCUCGGGGAAGAAAAAGAAACAGGAAGACACCGGUGUGAUGACGUGGGAAGAGUGUGGCCUGGAGCUCAACAGCCGACUGUCCCACCUCAAGUCGUUGACCAAUGACACGGUCCAGUCGUUCGCCCAGGCUGAAGACCCCGUGUUCUCUUCCUACGCUGAGAGAUAUGACCUGUCCAAGGGAAACCAGGAGGAGGUCGGUGACCUGGUUCAGGCCGAGGAUGUGAUGUCACUCCUCCGUUCUUUCUGCUCGGACGCGGCCAUCGAGGUCCCACCGCGCCUUGACGUGCUGCGAGUUUUGGAGAAGUGUGCAGGAGAAAUGUUUGAGCUACUGCUGAAGAGCCGGCAGACUGUGGAGGGGGUCAAGCUUGCCCUCAGGUCGCCAGACAAGCAGCUCACAGAGAGGGCCCUCCAAGCCCUGGACACGCAGUCUCAGGGUGUGGACGACUGCGAACUGCUCCAGCUGAUCCUUCACAAGAACCUAGCCGCUCGUGUGGUCACAAUGCCCGUGUACUCUCCCCUGGUACAGCACAUCCUGCAGUCUCAGGGCGACUCAGACGUUCCAGAGGUCGCGACCCCGACCCAGGUCGCCCGUCAGCUGUCGGAGGCGGGUCACCGGGCCGAGGCGGGAUCUCUCUUGCUCCAGGCUCGCUCUAGUCAUUCUGCGCUACAGACCUUUUCCUCCGCUCUGGCCUCUGUAGGCUACUGGCUGAAGAAAUCUUGAUGAUGAUGAUGAUAAUGAUGAUGAUUAUGUAUAUGUUAUGAUGCAUUUUGUCCUUUGGUAGAUUUUUUCUUCUGGUGAACGGGGUAGAUCUGUAGUUGAUGCGAGGAUGUGGUAAUGAAAUACUGAAACGCUUGGAAUCUGCUGUCAAUAUGUUAUUGUAUGGCUUAUUGUAUUUCUUAUUGUAUUCGGAUUGACUAGUCCCAAAUAUUUUAGGAAUUUCAACGACCAUUUGUUUUGCUAUAAUGACUUUCAGCUAUUGGGAAUGUCCCUCGCUAGGUUAAUUUUCUAGACUAGGUUACAGGGUAGGUGCCGGAGAUAUGUAGUCUCGAAAUCGUAUGUGUGUUCUUUCUUUUGAUUUUGUCUUUUCAAUUCGAACUUUGCUCAACUUUGGUGGAAACAAAAACCGAAAUACCCAUUAUUGUCUAUGUACCUCAUGCAUUGCGCGUGCCUUUUUUGUUCUCUUAAGUUCAUCAAGUGUACUGUUUAUUUAUGCCUGAGAAGAGAGUUUGAUUGACUUACUUUACUUUACUUUACUUUUCCGAUCCAGCGGCCAUUUUGGUUCUAGCCCUUCGGUCUGAAGUUUGAUUUACAAGAAAAGCGAAAUAACAGUGAUCAAGCAGUUGAACCAAACGUCAGUGUGGUAGACCUUGAUUUAGCCCUGACUGAAGGGUUUCAGUCAAAAUAGAUUGUUGAUGAUUAAUGGAGUUGUAAAAUGAGAUUUACAGUUUACAGUCGUUCAAAAAUUUUUUUACGACUAUCCUGAACUUAAUUGGAUACGUGCAUAUAAAUUUUUGAAAAGUUGUAUUUGAUUUGGUCAGUUUUGGGGGUGUGGUUCUGAGGAGUUUUAAAGUUUUGGUUCCCAACUUCUGUUUAACUUCAUGGAUGUUUUUUUAUUUGGUUCUUUUGGUCGAAAACGCUUCCUUCCCACUCCCUUCCACGAAAAAGUAAAAGAUCAAAAGUGAAUGUGUUGUGGCUUCUGUUACGGGCCAACCUGAACUGUGCUGAACGGUGCUGAACUGUGCUGAACGGUGCUGAACUGUGCUGAACGGUGCUGAACGGUGCGCUAACAUGGAAAGGGCAAGGGGACUUUCUGCUUUUGUGUUUGUUUUUUAAAGCAUUUUGUGGUGUUUAGUUUUAGAAAGAGUUUUACGGCCCUUGCGACACAAUAAAAUCAUAAAAGUGCCGAAGAUUAGAGGUGUUACAA